AUGUCCCUCCCAUGCUCGUCACUCAUUCAGCAACCAAACAUCCGCGACCAGACCAGCCAGAUUUUCACCAUGAAAACACCUCUUCUGAUUGCCUUGAUGGGCGGCUCGCUCUGGGCACUUGCGGCUCGCCUCCGAAACCACCAUUCAGGUACAGCCGCUAUCACACCUGAUGAACCGCGCGAGGUGUACAGCAAUGGCGCCAGUGACCACACCGACACGGUCAAGCGAGCCCAGUCAGACAUAAACAAGAUUAUCAUAAUCCUCACAGCCGAUGAGAUCGAAGACGAGGCUGGCGCAGGAAGCGUGAAGUUGGUCUCAACAUACGCCGAUGAUGUGUUAGUCGCCCUGCCAUGGUCAAACCUGUACCUAGAAGCGAGCGCUCCUUCGAAGCCCACCUGA
This is a messenger RNA of Cyphellophora attinorum, 399 nucleotides long. RefSeq lists its product as uncharacterized. NCBI's taxonomy places the organism in Eukaryota, Fungi, Ascomycota, Eurotiomycetes, Chaetothyriales, Cyphellophoraceae. The coding region runs from base 1 to 399 and encodes 132 amino acids. The record is from RefSeq and is a predicted model, not a curated record. The transcript has a single exon.